UACUUAUUUCGUAUACUUCGUACAUACCUUAUGUCGCGUGUCCUGUGCAUCCUACCAGCUAAAGCAAAAAGGACAACGAUCUGUGUACAGUACAUAACUAUGGAAGCGUCUAGAACUUGGGGUCCCCAUUCCCCCUUUUCCGAACCGCUUAGGUGGCUUCAAUGUCGGGCAUGGGGCAAAUAUGUGUAUGUUGGCCUUAUCAUAGAUGCUCGUUUCUACAUGAUGGUUUUCUUCCAACCUGCCGAUCUCCCUGAUUCCACACUUUUAGAGACCCGUUGACUUAAGGUUGAUUCAAUUCUGGUGCCUGCGCUCCCCAGGCCUAACGUCCGGACAACACAAAGACCUACAUACUUAAGGCGGUUUUUGGCACAGACCUCUCUUGCCAUACAGACCUUGUGUCGAUGUCUAGUUGGGCAACACAACGGAAACCGGUUGGCGUGUUUCUAUGAGUCUAUGACAGCCUGGUCUUGGUGGUCUAUGUGUAGGAAACGGAAACCUAUUCCACUGGCCGUCGUUCAGUAAUUGUAUGUCCAGUACAGAGUAUUCGUGAUGCCUGCCUUUAUGAGCCUGCCUCAGCCUGCCUGCGCGACUCCCCUCAAACUUGACAGGGAUCUUGCUGGUCUUUGAACAACACGACGCCUCGGUUUUGAAACAUGGAAUCGUCACAACACCACGAGUUACGCUGGGACACAGUCGCAC
Canariomyces notabilis is the source of this 699-nucleotide messenger RNA. RefSeq lists its product as uncharacterized. The transcript has a single exon. Bases 100 to 279 code for a protein of 59 amino acids. The record is from RefSeq and is a predicted model, not a curated record. NCBI's taxonomy places the organism in Eukaryota, Fungi, Ascomycota, Sordariomycetes, Sordariales, Chaetomiaceae.